Messenger RNA from Pseudozyma flocculosa PF-1, 1479 nucleotides. RefSeq lists its product as uncharacterized. The record is from RefSeq and is a predicted model, not a curated record. The coding region runs from base 1 to 1479 and encodes 492 amino acids. NCBI's taxonomy places the organism in Eukaryota, Fungi, Basidiomycota, Ustilaginomycetes, Ustilaginales, Ustilaginaceae. The transcript has a single exon.
AUGGGCCGGCCGCUCCUCAGCAACAGGCACGUCAAGUUCUCGAGUGGACACGAUCCUUCCAGGACGCAGCUGCUCCCCUUGGUUGGUGACGUUUCGUUGGCCAAACUGCAGGCCAAGCUGAUCUUCAAUGCCGACGUUCUCCUGCUUCCCGACAUCCGCGCCAUCGAUGAAGACGAACUGUCCCUGGAUGCCAUGGACCGGUACUUGGCGGCGCUGAGCCAGCGCGUUCCGCUGCUGUUCAUCGGUUUGCCAGGGAACGUCGCUAUCGAGCUCUUCCUGCAACGUCAGGUCAGCACGCACUUUCGGACCAUCAUCGACAUCGAACCGAGCACCUCAUGCGUCAUCACGAGCACCCCGUCCGAGCCAUUGCUGAGCCUCGCUGCUGCGGAUCUCUUCCGGAAGCAACUAGGAGACCCUACGCACGGCGUAAGGCAUCGCUUGCGAGAUUCGAUCAGGAUCAUCCGGCAUUUCAGGUCGUUCUAUGGCUUCACAAUGGGCCUCGAUGACGAGGAGAUGGCUCGACUGCUUCUGACGAUGGCCACCGACAUUGCCUCUGUCAACGAGCUCAACCUUGCCGCCGAACGCAUUGCCCUCGACAGGAGCAAGGCCGUAGCGGAGGGCGUUGCCGGGAACAUGACGGAGGCAAGGCUCGAGCUCUGGCGCGAGGGCAUAACACUAGAGCCUCUGACGGUGUGGGCAUGGCUCGUCGCGUUGCUUGGCGAUCAGAUUGUCCGAGCCACGGCGUUUAGCAUGCCAGAGGGGUCGUCGAGCGCGGCGCGGAGCAAGGGAGCCAAGUCGGACUUUGAGAGGUUCGCCCGUUCGGCCACGAUCACGUUCACGCACUUUGCCCAGCUGCCCAACAACAUCCGCACCGUCAGCAAGCGGCAGCUGUCGGAAUGGUUCGCGGAGCACGUCGCCAUCUUCGGCGCCGCGGGCCAGGAGAGCUGGGAUCUGCUCAUCCCGGUCUACCUUGAUGAGGACUGGAACGGCCCCAGCACCAUUAUCGACAUCGCCAAGUUCUCCUUUGUCGUCAUUCAGGUGAAGAACAGGAGCACACUCGUGCCGUUGGGCCAGAUCGGGAUCGAUCCACCCAAGGUCGUCGCUGAGCCAUCCGACCGUUCAUCGCACGGCGCUGCUGGUGCCAAAGGAAAGGCGUCCGAGCCCCUCGAGUACCUCUCGAUCUUCAUGCAGCUCAAGGCGGUCCCGAGGCGAGGGCGCGAGGCUGUCUCGUACUCGUGCCACCACCGAGGCAAGACGCGUGCUCACGAGCUCCAGACCAUCGGCAUCGAAGACGCUUUCGGCGAAUUGCUGCGGCGACUGGGUGAUGAUGGUGCGAUCGACGAUGCGUACGUCCUUCUGGGCACAAAUCGCUCCCGCCUUGUCUUUGAAGAUACGCACCAUCGAGAGGAAGACUCCGACAUCGACCCGCGCGUCGCCUAUGGACGCGCACACAAGCGCCCAGAUGAGGCACCCGCUUGA